CCUCGCAAGUAUAAGGUCCUGAGUUCAAUCCCUGGUACCAAAAAAAAAAUAAGAAUCAAAAGUGUUUCAAGGAAGGUGCACACUUGUCCCCGGGGAAAAUAUAUGUCCUCCUGAGUGCCAGGAGAAGCUGCCUGAGCUGGAGUGACCCUGGGGAUAUGCUCAGACACAUGCCUAGGGAUGUGCCUGUGGAAGGCUGGGCAUGGAACAUGGCUCCACCCCACCUUUACCCAUCCUCACCCAUGCUUCCUGUGCUGCUCCCCAGUUGGAAGAACUUAGAAUUUUGUGUCAUUGUAUGUGGAAGGACAUAUUUGGUUAGUUGUCUUUGUAUAAAUUUUUAUGAGUGUAGGUUUGCAAUAACUAGUGAAUAUUUUUCUCUGGGUUCUUCUCCCUUUCCACUUCCCCUCUAUCCUGUCCCCACCUCCCCUCAGUCGCCUUCCCAUCUCCACAGAUUCUAUCUCCAAAUUAAGACACAAUUUUUACAAAGUCAUUCUUCUGGUAAUCACUUAAGCUCACCCAUGUCCCAAUGCCACCCCAUGACCCAGAGCUCUGGGGGUGAAGGGAACUUGGAGAGCUGGGGCCUGGCAGUUCACUUCCUAUAUCAUAGUUUGGGUGGCAGGGGUGCAGUAGGAUAGUGAGCUUGGGCAUGGGUGAAGUGGCUAUGUGCCCAGAGUGCUAUGCCCCUGGCCUGGCCUCCUGCCCAGCAGGAUGUGCCCUCACUGUGGCAUGGAGAAAGGGUGGUUCUCGUGGCCUUAUGAGGGUCACAUGAGUGCAGGUUUUGUCCAGCUCUCAAUUGUGCUGGACAUGGUACUUCAAACUGAACAGAGAAGAGAUGGGAUGUCGGGGGGCAGGUGGACCUAUGUAGGGUAGAAGGGCGGGCUGCUGGAGGUGGUGGGAUGAGAUGACAGUAGGGAAAUGGUGGUCACAGUAAGGGCUGGCGGCUGUCCUGAUCUCCACUGCGGGUGUUACCUCCUGGAGAACUCAGUGCCCUAAGGGCCAGUAAAAGCUUCAGGCUGUCAUAGUCACCACUGUGAUACCUGAGACUGAGAUCUGUUGGCUACCGCAGUCUGUGAGCUCUUGGUCUGACAUCCUUUGGGGACCUUUCAAUUCCCCAAGGACACUGAACACAUCCGCCUGAUGGGACUACGUUGGGCCCUGUUGGUGGCAAGCAACUGAUUGAGGGCUGGCUCUCUGCUGCCUUGUGAACUGCUCAGGGAGGCCUGUGGUACCCAGUGGAUGACACUCCAGGGACCCUGCUCCUCCAGCCCUGGAAGUGGACCUGGUCCAGCAGCACAGGACCUGGAGCCUGGGCAGUGGGCCGCACCUGCCCUGUAAAAGGCAGGGUGAGGAGUUCCAUAGCUUGGCAGCAGCUAUGGGGGUAGGGGUGGGGUGUGCUUCCAUGGUGAUGUCAGAGCCAGCAUCUUUAAAUCUGUGCGCCUAGGUCGGUGAGUUGCUCCAGGUAUAGCCAGAUUGACCAUGCUCAAGGAGCUCAGAACUUCACUUCUGCUCUUCUGCCUGACAGGCAGAUACAAAUUGCCUCAGGGCCUUGAAUAGUUUAAAGUUCUUACUUCCUUGAGGCAUGAAUGAGUCAUGGUUGAACCUGCCUAGGGCCCUCGGACCUGCAUGGGGUCAAGGCUAAAUUUGCACUCUGCUUCUGAAUCCUGGUGGAUAUGUGGCUCACAUGUAAGGCAGGGUGAGUGUUCCUUCAUUCAUACUGAAAACAAAAUCCCAAAGAUGAGAGACUCAUUUUUAUGCCACAGAGGUGAGGGGAGUGAGUUGGAGGUGUGAUAGCCUCAGUUGGGGACAGCCUAUUCCUUCUGUGUCUUGGCCCAGGAGGCCUGGCUUGUAUUCCCACCUCCUCUGAUUUUAUUUGGUCUGUGCAGCAGGCCUGUGGAUCUGUGACCCAGAUUUUAAAUGAUUAAACUCUGCUCGGUGGCAUGAUUGGUGGCGUGGUCCCAGACCACAGUGAGGACGUUAGGGUCAAAAGCCAGUGCUUUGCCUGCACCCCAGAAGUUUCUCAAAGGACCAUUCUUGGCAAUGAAGAUAUGUUUUGGUUGCAUUUGAAAAGUUAAAUAUUGAAAGGAGAUUAUAGUACUAAACAAUCCCUGACAUGCUGUGAUUGCUGGUGGUCUGGGACUUUCCCUUGUUUACCUUCAUUUUUUUCUGGUACUACGAAGUGACACCAUCUUUGCUCAGAAAUUGUUGCCUUCUGUGUAAUUUAUUGAAAGCACAAAUUUUCAAGAUUUCAGCUGUAGCAUGGAGCCCUGCUUAGAAAAACAAGCCCUGAGAAAGUCCUUUCAGCUGCCACCCCAAUCUGGCAUGCUGUGACGUGCGCCCCUCAUUGUGCUGGGGAUAUAUAUUGCUAUUUGUGUAAUUCCACCUACCUCUAAAAUGCCGCAAAAGAAAAGAAUUGAGCAUUAGUUCCACUUGCUAAAAUGCUAAUGAGCUCAUUUAAAAUGGCAAUCCUUUGGGCCUUAGCGGUGGGUAUUUUGCAUUCUCCUCCAUGAAUCCUGUAUUUUGCCUGUUUGGGUAUUUAAUGGUCAGCUUAAUUAAUUGCCUUUGUGGGCACCCGUUCUUGGCACAGCCCUGCAACAAGAGUCAACAUGUAUUUAUCAGCACAGCCCCAGAAUGGCCUCUCCUUUCAGUGUCUCUCAGUUUUGAAGUUGAGUACAAUUGGGUGUUUAUAGAAAGGCUCUCAUAAUAGAGCCUUGGUUUGGACAGAGUGACUUCUGUUUGAGCAGAGAGUGUGCUGAGACGUCACUGCAGAUGUGUACCCCUGUGCCAGACACCAGGCGAGUUCGUUUGCUGCUGGUGCUUGGGAGGCACAGGUCUCUGAUCCAUCCUGGCUUGGGGACAGUGACCAGUAGCAACCUUCUGAGCAGGAAGCACAAGUAAAAGGCGGUCUGGUGAGCAGGUUGCUGAUGUGGGCUGCCAAGAUGUCCUGUCCUGUGAGCUGGAACCUGGCGUCACUCCGAGGAUGUGCUGUGUGUCCAGUGUGGUGGACUUUGGAAUAGGGAGCUCAUCUGGAAUCCCAUGAACACCUAGAGAGCCUUUUCUGACUGGUGGCAGAGGAAAAGGGAGAGGAUUCUAGUCCAAGCAGCCAGAGGUGGGGAAGCUCCUGUGAUGGGACAAACUCAGAGCUAAUAGGUGGACCGGGCCUCUAUGCUGAAACUGCAGGGACUGUGCUCUACCAACGUCCUGAGUAUGGCAGUGAACUGUGCCCAGCACCCCAGGAGAGGGAGACCCUGAGCAGAGAAGCUGGCACACUGUGUUUGACUCCUGGCCCCUGGAUUCUGUGCCAUGGUGGAUAUAUGUAGUUUUAAGCCACUAAGUUUGUGUGAAUUGUGACACAGCCACAGCAAUCCCAGGUAGGAUACAGAUGCUCCUCACAUAGAGGGGAACCUCCUUGUCUUGGAGCUCCAUGUGGACACCACCUUCUGCUGCUGCUCCUACGAUGCCUUGUUUCCUUUGGAGAAUUAUUCAGCAGUGACUUGGGCUUGCAAUGACCAUGAUCCAUGGCUGGGAGUCCUCCAUCAUCAUCGGCUCUGGUGUCUGCCUUCUCUCACACUUCUGUCACGCCAUCCAACCAGGACAUCUGCAGUUCCAGCGCAGUGUACUCUGAGUUCUGUCACCACAGUGCUGUGCAGUCUGCUGUUUUCUUGAAAGCUCCUUCCUGCCAGAGUUCUUUGACACCAGGGCUCACUGUGACAGUUGUUUGUAAAGACACACUGCAGGUGACCAAGAGAAACCCCUCAGGUCUGGAAUGGGCUGAGGCCUGGAAGCCUGCCAAUAGCACCAGGGCUAGAAGAGCCCUGAAGUUCUCCAAGUCCCUGAGCGAUGUGGGGGUGAAGGACCAAGACAGCCUGGAUAGUGCCUGCUUUGUGGAGAGAACCAGCUCGGAGGGGAAGCUGGCUCUGCCCCAAGACCCCAGUCUCAGAACCAGCAGGUUCCUCCUCAAGGAGCAGAAAGUGCUGAACCGUGCUCCUAUUGUCCACUCCAAAUAUGUGUGCAUCCCAUCCCUUGCUGUGCCCCGGCCAGCUGCCUGGGAGGUGGACACUGGCAGGAGGAGUGACCAUGGACCCUCCUGGGAGGAGAAGGCAGAUGGUGAGGUGACAACGUCUGGGAGCCGGCGCCUGCUUCGCUACCUGCUCUCACUGUCCCAGGGCUCAAGCACCAGCAGCCUGCACCGGUUCCAUGAGCUAGAGGUCCAUGCUGCCCACCUGCAUGCCACCCCCUCCUCCAGUGGGCUGGCAGGGAGCAUGGGCUUCUGCUCCGAUGAGAUGGGCGAUGACGAUGUCUUUGAGGAUAGCACAUCCACUAGGCUGAAGAGCAGGGUCCUACGGGCACCCUUGUGCUCCAUGGAGAAGGACAGCGACCUGGAUUGCCCCUCACCCCAGUCUGAAAGGCUGCCACCAGCCUCCCCUGUGUCUACCUCUGGGGACUCCUGCAGAAUCUGCCACUGCGAGGGUGAUGAUGAGAGCCCCCUGAUCACACCGUGCCACUGCACGGGCAGCCUGCACUUUGUGCACCAGGCCUGUCUGCAGCAGUGGAUCAAGAGCUCUGAUGCGCGCUGCUGCGAGCUGUGCAAGUAUGAGUUCGUCAUGGAGACCCGGCUGAAGCCGCUGCGGAAGGUAUGGAGGGCCCAGCCCACCCCAGUCCUCCCCAAGGGUGUAACUGUGCAUCUGGCCACCCCCACCAGGACCGACUCUCAGAGCCCAGUGUCUUCCCCCAGCACUCAGCCUGGAACAGCACGAUGUGUCCAUCUACACCAGGACAAGAAUUUGCUGGGGAUAGGGGCAAAACUGUUCAUCCAGAUGCUGGUAAUAAUCUCUUUGUGUGCCCAGAAUGGUCACAUUGAAAAAAAUAGAAUGCCCUACCUCAGAGCAUUUAAUAGCCACUUGCCAGGACUCACCAGAUGGAGUAGCAGCCUACGGCAAGGCCAGUGCAGUGGGUUAGAGGUGACCAUGUGGGCCUCCGGAAUGGGAAGAGCCCUAUCUGGGCCCGAGUGGGGCAGGGCAGACAUGCUUGGCUUUGGGUGGCUCUGGAAGGAGCAUGGGCCCUGCAGGCAAAGUGAAGGAGUUAAGAGAAGGCAGGUGUCUAUAAAGAGCUUUGCCAGCCGUGUGGGGAGGUCUGAUCUCAGGGUGAGCCCUUGGCUGGGUCCUGGGGAGUAGCAUGAUGCAGAACAGCUUGUGUCUGGGGAGGAAGCCAGGGAUCAUGUUGGGGUAAGCAUGCAGGAAUUAGCAGUGCUGGAGAACAUGAGCACAGACAGAGGCUCUGUCUCAGGAAAGAUGUGAAAUGUAUCAGGUACCUGCUCUGGGAUGGCUCUCAGGUACGAGUUUAUCAGGAUGAUCCAGGUAAUCAGCUCAUCUGCAUAGAACAUCUGGACGUGCGCCGUGGCUGGUGUCAGCCAGAGGUUUGCAGAGUGCACACACUGUGUUCUCUUCACUUUUCUAUGUUUUCUUUUGGCUGAGAAACAGUAAAAAGAAACUCCCCUACAUGGAAUCCGAAAUGGCUCCUUGCAGAGUUGGCUUCACCAGGAACUCAGCUUGGUUUCCAACUGUGCUGCUGGGGCUGUAGAGGACCAGUGAAGGCCUCUGCAUCUCACCCACCUGUCUGUGACACUUGGUGCACCUGUGAGACUUGAAAUGCAGUUCUGGGUCGGGACCAAGGUCAAAGUCUUGUGUCUUUUGAGCUGCCAAGUGUUGGAGUGGGAGGAACAGGUGGCUCACUGCUGGCCUCAUAAUCCUGGGGUUCCAGCACACAGGGCCUUGGUAGUGCUUGGUCCCACCUGCAGCGAGUGGUUUGCAAGGACAUCUGUGGGGGCUGGGCAAAUUCACCCAGUUGGGGCAGUUGUUACCAAACUGUCCCACCACCCCAGGCAGCCCUGCCCUCUCACCCCAGGCUUACACUCCGCAUGCUGUCU
Fukomys damarensis (Damara mole-rat) is the source of this 5920-nucleotide messenger RNA. It is a transcript of the gene Marchf8, whose product is annotated as membrane associated ring-CH-type finger 8. Gene Ontology annotation, cellular component: late endosome membrane; early endosome membrane; cytoplasm. Bases 3513 to 5168 code for a protein of 551 amino acids. The transcript is spliced from 4 exons. Gene Ontology annotation, biological process: antigen processing and presentation of peptide antigen via MHC class II; protein polyubiquitination; immune response. Lineage: Eukaryota; Metazoa; Chordata; Mammalia; Rodentia; Bathyergidae. Gene Ontology annotation, molecular function: MHC protein binding; ubiquitin protein ligase activity; zinc ion binding. The record is from RefSeq and is a predicted model, not a curated record.